This is a messenger RNA of Budorcas taxicolor (takin), 2813 nucleotides long. RefSeq names its product cadherin 15 (gene CDH15). The record is from RefSeq and is a predicted model, not a curated record. The coding region runs from base 69 to 2426 and encodes 785 amino acids. Gene Ontology annotation, molecular function: calcium ion binding; cadherin binding. NCBI's taxonomy places the organism in Eukaryota, Metazoa, Chordata, Mammalia, Artiodactyla, Bovidae. The transcript has 14 exons. Gene Ontology annotation, biological process: homophilic cell-cell adhesion; cell-cell junction assembly; cell morphogenesis. Gene Ontology annotation, cellular component: catenin complex; plasma membrane; adherens junction.
CCGGGUCCUGUCCCAGCCGAAGGCGCCGCUCCCGCUGCCCGACACUGCCCGCCGCCUGCUACCGGCCCAUGGACGCCGCGCUCCUCCUCGCCCUCGGGCUGCUGGCCCAGAGCUUAUGCCCCUCAGCGGGGGUCCCCAGGCUGAGGCGGCCCCGCACCCUGUACCCCUGGCGCCGGGCACCCACGCUAGGUCGCGUUCGGAGAGCCUGGGUCAUCCCUCCCAUCAGCGUGUCCGAGAACCACAAGCGCCUCCCUUUCCCCCUGGUGCAGAUCAAGUCGGACAAGCAGCAGCUGGGUAGCGUCAUCUACAGUAUCCAGGGGCCCGGUGUGGACGAGGAGCCGCGAGGCGUCUUCUCCAUAGACAAGUUCACGGGGAAAGUGUCCCUGAACGCGAUGCUGGACCGGGAGAAGACCGACCGCUUCAGGCUCAGGGCCUUUGCUCUGGACCUGGGGGGGUCCACCUUGGAGGAGCCCACGGACCUGGAGAUCGUGGUUGUGGACCAGAACGACAACCGGCCUGUCUUCAGGCAAGAAGUGUUCACUGGCCGGGUGCUGGAGGGUGCUGUCCCAGGCACCUAUGUGACCAGGGCUGAAGCCAUGGAUGCGGACGAUCCGGAGACAGACAAUGCAGCACUGCGGUACUCCAUCCUGGAGCAGGGCGGCCCCCAGCUCUUCAGCAUCGACCCACUCACGGGGGAGAUCCGCACAGUGCAAGUGGGCCUGGACCGCGAGGUGGUCGCCGUGUACAAUCUGACUUUGCAGGUGGCGGACAUGUCUGGAGACGGCCUUACCGCCACCGCCUCGGCCAUCAUCACGCUGGAGGACAUCAAUGACAAUGCCCCUGAGUUCACCGGGGACCAGUUCUUCAUGGAGGCUGCAGAGGCUGUCAGCGGAGUGGACGUGGGGCGGCUUGAGGUGGAAGACCGGGACCUGCCUGGCUCCCCCAACUGGGCAGCCCGGUUCACCAUCCUGGAGGGCGACCCCGACGGGCAGUUCACCGUCCGCACCGACCCCAGGACCAACGAGGGUGUGCUGUCCGUGGUGAAGCCCCUGGAUUACGAGAGUCAGGAGCGGUAUGACCUCAAAGUGGCCGUGCAGAAUGAGGCCCCCCUGCAGGCAGCUGCCCCCAAGGCCGAGCGGGGCCAGGCCAGGGUCAGCGUGCAGGUGCGGGAUGUCAACGAGGCGCCUGUGUUCCAGGAGAACCCUCUGCGGACCAGCUUAGCUGAGGGGGCCGCCCCAGGAACGCCUGUGGCCACCUUCUCUGCCCAGGACCCUGACACACAACAGCCACAGAGGCUCAGCUACUCCAAGGACUAUGAUCCCGAGGACUGGCUGCAGGUGGACAGGGCCACCGGCCGGGUCCAGACCCAGCGAGUGCUCAGCCCCUCAUCCCCCUUCCUCAAGGAUGGCUGGUACAGGGCCAUCAUCCUGGCCCGAGAUGAUGCCUCCCCACCCAGCACGGCCACUGGGACCCUCUCCAUUGAGAUCCUGGAGGUCAACGACCACGCCCCUGAGCUGUCUCCGCCGUGGGGCAGCCUGUGCAGCACACCAGACCGGGGUUCCGGCCUUCUCUUGGGGGCCACGGAUGAGGACCUGCCCCCCCACGGGGCUCCCUUCCACUUCCAGCUGAGCCCCAGGGUCCCAGAGCUGGCCCGGAACUGGAGCCUCAGCCAGGUUAAUGUGAGCCACGCGCGCCUGCGGCCGAGGCUCCGGGUCCCGGAGGGGCUGCACCGCCUCAGCCUGCUGCUUCAGGACUCCGGACAGCCGCCCCAGCAGCGCGAGCAGCCCCUGAACGUGACCGUGUGCCGCUGCGGCCAGGACGGCGCCUGCCUGCCUGGAGCCGCUGCACUGCGGGCGGGUGGCGCGGGCAUCAGCCUAGGUGCCCUGGUCAUCAUGCUGGCCAGCGUCAUCCUGCUGCUCUUGCUCGCCCUGCUGGUGGCCCUCCUGGCGCGGUUCCGGCAGCAGUCCUGGGACAAGAGGCUUCUGCACGGACUGCAGGACGACCUCCGGGACAACAUCCUUAACUACGACGAGCAGGGGGGCGGGGAGGAGGACCAGGACGCCUACGACAUGGACCAGCUGCGCCACCCAGCAGAACUGGCGGCCUUUGGCGCCCCCUCGGGACGGCCGCCGCUGCGCAGAGACGCCCCGUUCGGCCGAGCGCGCCCCCAGGCGACCCGUGCGCUGCCCACCAGCCCCGCAGACAUCGCUGACUUCAUCAACGACGGUUUGGAGGCCGCAGACAGUGACCCCAGCGUCCCCCCCUAUGACACGGCUCUCAUCUAUGACUAUGAGGGGGACGGCUCCGUGGCGGGGACACUGAGCUCCAUCCUGUCCAGCCUGGACGAUGAGGACCAGGACUACAGCUGCCUCCGGGAAUGGGGCCCCCGCUUCUCCCGCCUGGCUGACUUGUACGGGCCCCCAUGAGGGCACCAGAGAAGGGCUUUCUGAUGGGGACCUACACUGCCCUGUGGAGGUCACAGCCUCCUGGACACAGAGGGCAGACCUCAGGGGCAAGAGCGGACACGCCUAACUGGGCUGUGUGCCUGGGAAUUCCAGCGGACCUCCAUCAAGGUGGAAGAUGGCUCUGGGCCUGACCCUGGCUCCUUGGUCAGUCUGGUUUCCCCCAGGGGAGGUCAAGGUUCGGAGCUGGAGUGGAGUGGCCAGAAGGAGGCACCCCUUCUGCCCCCGUCAGUCACCUACCACGGGGUCAGGCCCAGUUCCCAGCUGUGCCUCCCACCCACGCUGACCUUAUCUCUGUGUGAAAGGACGUAGCCCGGGGGCAAAUGUGAAUUAAAAGUGUGUUUCUCUCUU